AUGGCGUCCGCGUACAAGUCAGCAAUGCGUGGCGGCGAUCUGUCCGAAUCCGACUCAGAUGCGUCUGAACAAAGCAGCAACACUUUACCUAAUGAGUCUGCAGACGAGAAGGAAAAUCCCGUCGUGAAGACAAAGCGCGACGAUGCCUCCCAGAUCCCUGUCGAAAUCAGGAAUCGCAUAUUGAUGUUAACCUCCCGCGGUGUCUCGUAUAGACAUCGACAUCUGUUAAGCGACCUACACUCACUCCUCCCACAUACAUACAAAGAUACUAAGCUGGACACCAAGACGAACAACCACUAUAACGCCGCACUCAAUGGACUAGCUGAUCUACAUUCCUGCAACUACGUAUUCUACCUUGAAGCACGGAAACACGGUCAAGACUUGUACCUGUGGCUGGCACGUGCCCCUAAUGGGCCUACGAUCAAAUUCAAUGUGACGAAUGUGCACACACAGGCGGAACUAGGCUUCGGUGGCAAUUGUUUGAAGGGUGGAAGAGGCGUAGUCGUUUUUGACAAGAGCUUCGACGAGGAGUUGGCAGGCCAAGAACAUCGCUCGUUGAUUCGAGAGAUGCUCCGGGGUGUCUUCUGCGUGCCGCCCAAGGGCGUGAGGGGCAUGAAGCCAUUUAUCGAUCGAAUUAUUGGCAUAUACGGUCUUGAUGGGAAGAUAUGGGUCCGAGUCUAUGAGAUCCGCGAGUCCGAGCCUGAUAAGGCAAGCAAAGAAUCUGGCAGUAAAGGCGCCGAUAUCUCGCUGGUCGAAAUUGGGCCACGAUUUGUGCUUACACCAAUUGUCAUUCUUGAGGGCAGUUUCGGUGGUCCAUUGAUCUUCGAGAACAAGCAAUUCGUCAGUCCGAACCAAUUACGCGCUGACCAGAAAACGAAGAAGGCCGGAAGAUAUGCGAGCCGACGAGCAGGCGCUGAGGAAAUUGCUGUCAAACGGAGGGAGUUGGGUAUCAAGACGGGAGUGAAGAGGAAGGCCUCUGCUCUUGACAAUGCGCGGUUGUUUGGCUGA
Messenger RNA from Exophiala viscosa, 1008 nucleotides. Its product is annotated as Brix domain-containing protein. Gene Ontology annotation, biological process: rRNA processing; ribosomal large subunit assembly. Gene Ontology annotation, cellular component: nucleolus. The coding region runs from base 1 to 1008 and encodes 335 amino acids. The record is from RefSeq and is a predicted model, not a curated record. Lineage: Eukaryota; Fungi; Ascomycota; Eurotiomycetes; Chaetothyriales; Herpotrichiellaceae. Gene Ontology annotation, molecular function: rRNA binding. The transcript has 2 exons.